Molecule: messenger RNA, 2693 nt
Organism: Etheostoma cragini (Arkansas darter)
Lineage: Eukaryota; Metazoa; Chordata; Actinopteri; Perciformes; Percidae
Gene: aurkb
Product: aurora kinase B
Exons: 3
Coding region: 257-1480 (407 amino acids)
Biological process (GO): regulation of cytokinesis; protein phosphorylation; mitotic spindle organization
Cellular component (GO): spindle midzone; spindle pole centrosome; spindle microtubule
Molecular function (GO): protein kinase activity; protein binding; ATP binding
Source: RefSeq, a predicted model, not a curated record
AAACGCUGUUGUGCUCUACUGUCAUAGAUUGGAGGUGUUUGCAGAAAGCAAGACUGCUUUUAACCGAGACACGCUAUGUUGAGCAUAAAAAAUAGCAUGUUUAUUUAUUUAUUGGUAUAUUUUAUUUAAUCUGCAAACUGCCACUCGGUCCAACAGUCAAUAGGCUGCUGUUUCCUGGGGAUUGCUGAUGUAGGCGCAACCUGUGUGCGUCGGGAUAUUAGUCCGUGUCCGAGGGUUAAAUAGUUCUGUUUACAAAAUGGAUGAAUUUAAAGCCUGUAAUAUGCUGGACUACUUUCCAGAAAACAUUUUAAUUGAUGUGUUGUCGUAUUUGAGCGUGCGAGAGCUCGUCAGAGCCGGCAGAGUGUGUAAGAGAUGGAAACGCCUUGUUAAAGACCAAAGACUGUGGAGAUUUGUCGAUCUGACAGCAUGGAAAGGGGUGACAUCCCGCAUACUUUGGCUCCUGCUACGUCAGUACCUAGGUUGUGGACUAAGGUGCCUACGGUUACGUGGUCUGCUGCUUUCUGCCCGAGGGGGCACCUUUCUCUCUGAGUCUUGGCUCAGAGCUUUGUCCACAAAGUGCCCUCGAUUGAGUAAGCUCUAUCUUCUGCACGCAGACUUGCGAAGCCUGCCCAGUUGCCAGCUCCUACCUCCAUCUUUGCAGGUGUUGGAGCUGCGUGGGUGUGAGCUGCCUCGUGAAUUUUUCAACCAGACUCUUACUUCACCUGCUUGUUCCCAAGAAAGAGCUGAAGCCACAUCCAGUGUUGGUGCUCAACAGCAAGGAAGGGAUCGGAAAGGAAAAGGCCUUGGUUAUCUAUCAGGGAUUGCUAUUGGGAGGUUAGUUCUAAACAACGUGCCCUCAUUCACGGACCAGCAUCUGCAGAGUCUGACAUCAUGGGAGAGGCUCAGUCGUUUGGAGUUACGUGACACCUUUCGUGUGACGGCUAACGGGCUCAGGAGCAGUGCUGCUAAGGACGGCGUCUGUGGUGUGGAAGGGCUUUCCAGACUAAAGUUUCUGGAAAUAGGCAUCACUGGGCGGCAAGGCUACCAGUUACAGAUGGCCUCCCUUGGGCUGGGGGCAGGAUGGCUCGGGCUGGAGGAACUGAGUCUUGGGGGUAAGGAGGUGGGGCCAGGUUUGCUCUGUGCCAGCCGGCUGAAGGACCUGAAGUGUCUGUGCCUAUGGGCCUGCACGCUCAGCGAGAUGCAGAUAGUACGGAGUUGCAGGAUGCUCCGUGGGCUCCGCCAGCUGGAGUUUUUGGAUGUAAUCUUCCAGCCUCGGCAGUGCCCACCGGUAGUGGAGGGGGAGGGUGGUGGAGAAGAGCAAGACAAUGAGGAAGCUGCAGGUGGAGAUAACAGCAGUGAUGAGAACAAUACACUAGACAUGAAUGAUCCCAUUCCAAGUUUGCGUCGCUCACUGGCUGUCCUGCUGCCAUCCUGCACGCUAGUUUUCACCAACUGCUCUGUUCAGAUCAAUGCGGACUAAAUGAGGUCUCUACUGCUGUAUACAAGUGGCCAAUAUAGAUACAAUUCUUUCACACAGGCUGACAUAUGUGAUUUAUUGAAGCAUUAUGGGUAUAAUGAAUAACAUUUUUAUUAUUGUGUCAUGUUUAUAAUAUGCCCAGCAGACAUGGGCUCACAUGAUAUCUCAUAUUCACUGGAGCCAUCUCCAGAUAUUAUCAGAUACUCAGACAAUAUUUUUAUUUUCAAUAUUUUUUGAACUGCCAACUUCAGAAGCCAGAGGAUGAAACCCAGUUGUCAACUGUGCAAAAUAUCUUUGGCUUCUAGAUAAGAGAAAUAUUACACAUGAUUCAGGUCCAUACUUUUGGUUGAUAUGUACUGUAUAUGUCCUUCAUAUACCAUAUAUCAUUUUUCAUCAAACUUGAGUACAAUUUUACUUUAAUAGUGCUAUAUAUUUUGAUAUAGUACAUUCAUGGAAUAUCAAAUGAAAAAGUAACCAGACAGGAAUGUCUGUGGGCCAAUUCAACUAAUUAAAAAUACCUGACAAAUUAAGAUAUUUUAUCACAUUGAUAGAAAAAAAGAAAAUCCACAAAGCAGUCUUGCCUCUUUGAUUUGCAACUUUGCAUCAGAGAACCCUUAAAAAAGUUAGAGCUAAAGCAUUCUAAACAGUUUGGACAGUAGAUACAUUUAUACUGCCUUAAGGUAAAUCAGUGGGCAGUCUAACUUCCAAAUUUGUUGCUCAUAUUUGGAAAUAAGUAAACACACUCCUUAAAAACUCAAUCACAAUACUGCAUUAAACAAUAUGGGGAACUGUCACUGCUAGACUGUAAAAACACAAGCAGGUGUCGGCUACAAAGGCAGAGAACUGAAGCGUGUGCUGGCAAUGAUCCACCUGUUUCCUGUUUGUAAACUCCUUUUCAAAAAUGUAUACAUCAGAAAAGAUAUCUGAUACAAGCAAGUGUUUAGUAUCGGUGUUACAGAAAAAAAACAGCAUAACAUAUCAAGUAGUUUAUCAAUUCCCAAUUCUCCCCUACUUUCCCAUUUCUUUGCUGUAUGAUUUUUAGAAAUUAUAAAGUAGGAAAAGGUAAGAGUAAAUCUCUGUUUAUUGUAUUAAUGAGUAAAAACAUGGAAGAUCUGUGUCAUUGACGUGACUUGUGUUGCAUUGUUGCAAACCAACCAUUAACCUUCUUUAGAAUCAUAAAUGAAAAAUUGUUUUCAAUAAACCAAUUUUGAACAUU